Ipomoea nil (Japanese morning glory) is the source of this 1626-nucleotide messenger RNA. RefSeq lists its product as uncharacterized. NCBI's taxonomy places the organism in Eukaryota, Viridiplantae, Streptophyta, Magnoliopsida, Solanales, Convolvulaceae. Bases 1 to 1626 code for a protein of 541 amino acids. The transcript has a single exon. The record is from RefSeq and is a predicted model, not a curated record.
AUGCAUGUCGAGAAAAAUGUUUGUGACAGCAUUAUUGGGACACUGUUGAACAUUCAAGGGAAGACGAAAGAUGGUGUUAAGGCUAGAAAGGAUAUGAUUGAAAUGGGAAUACGGGAUAAGCUAGCACCACAAGAGUCAGGAAAGCGAACGUACUUACCUCCAGCUUGUCAUACUUUAUCCAAAAAAGAGAAAACAAGUUUUUGUGCCUAUUUAAAUGGUGUCAAGGUUCCUUCUGGUUAUUCGUCGAAUAUUAAGAAACUUGUGUCGAUGAAGGACCUUAAGUUGGUUGGCAUGAAGUCUCAUGACUGUCAUGUAUUAAUGCAGCACAUGUUACCUAUUGCAAUUCGAAACAUCUUACCGAAACAUGUUAGACAUGCUAUUACAAAACUUUGUUUCUUUUUCAAUGCUAUUUGCAGUAAAGUUAUUGAUCUGGAUGUGUUAGAUGAUCUGCAAGCUGAUGUGGUUGUUACUUUGUGUCAAUUUGAAAUGUAUUUUCCUCCAUCUUUUUUUGAUAUUAUGGUCCACUUGAUUGUUCAUUUGGUGAGGGAAAUUAAGAUGUGUGGUCUGGUUUUUAUGAGGUACAUGUAUCCGUUUGAAAGAUAUAUGGGAAUAUUGAAAGGAUAUGUGAGAAACCGGUAUCGACUUGAAGGGAGUAUAAUUGAAGGUUAUGGUGCUGAAGAAGUCAUUGAUUUUUGUACUGACUAUUUAGCUAAUGUUGAGUCUAUUGGUGUUCCCAGAUCUCGUCAUGAAGGAAGACUCACCGGGAAAGGUACUAUUGGGUACAAAUCAUUUUCUCCACCUUUGCAGUUGCGAGAUAAGGCACACCAUCUCGUAUUGCAACACCUUUCUGAGGUCCAUCCAUACUUAGACCAACACAUGUCUCUUAUAAGACAACAAAAUCCUUUAAAAGGUGAAAGAUGGGUGGCAAUUGAACACAAUCGCACAUUCAUCACAUGGUUUAAAGAUACGGUGAUGAAAGAGUUAUCUCAAGUGCCAAAUAAUGUCAGUGAAACCAUCAAAUGGUUAGCAUAUGGACCUGAUUUUCUUGUGAGCUGUUAUGAAGCUUAUGACAUAAAUGGAUAUACAUUUUACACCAAACGACAAGAUGAAAAGAGUGUGGUGCAAAAUAGUGGGGUUACACAAGUAGCAUUAUCAAAAGAUUAUUCAAGUGCUAAAGAUACUAAAUCGAUUGAUGCUGCUAUGUCUUAUUAUGGUGUGAUUGAAGAAAUUUGGGAACUUGAUUACAAAGUCUUUAAAAUUCCUCUAUUCCGAUGUAGUUGGGUUGAUAAUAGAAGAGGCGUUCGGAUAGAUGAAUUGGGUUUUACUUUGGUUGAUUUUGAACGAUUGGGUUAUCAUGAUGAACCAUUCAUACUUGCAUCUCAAGCAAAACAAGUGUUUUAUGUUUCUGAUCCUAUUGAUAAUAAAUGGUCAAUUGUGUUACAAGGCAAAAAAUCUAUUGUUGGUGUUGGUGAUGUUGUGGAUGAAGAAGAGUAUGAUCAUUUUGAUGAAACUCCUCCCUUCUCUAUUGGUGUUCAGUCUUUACCUUUAGAAGAAGAUAACUUUGAAAUAAGUUAUAUGCGUAGCGACCAUGAAGAAGGAUUGUGGGUUGACAAUCGGACAUCAUAA